This is a messenger RNA of Solanum pennellii, 1052 nucleotides long. RefSeq names its product beta-amyrin 28-monooxygenase. Gene Ontology annotation, molecular function: oxidoreductase activity, acting on paired donors, with incorporation or reduction of molecular oxygen; monooxygenase activity; heme binding. The transcript is spliced from 3 exons. Bases 500 to 922 code for a protein of 140 amino acids. The record is from RefSeq and is a predicted model, not a curated record. NCBI's taxonomy places the organism in Eukaryota, Viridiplantae, Streptophyta, Magnoliopsida, Solanales, Solanaceae. Gene Ontology annotation, biological process: sterol metabolic process.
UCCAUUGGUCAAAUUAUGCAGUUUCAAAGUGGCAUGUCAAUUAUUCAUGAGCAUUGAAGACCAUAAUGAUGUUGAAAAGCUUUUUUUACAGUUCAACAUUUUCUUGAAAGGACUCUAUGCCAUCCCUCUAAAUUUACCUGGUACAACAUUUUGUAAGGCAAUAAGAGCUACAAAUGUUAUUAGGAAACAAUUAUUACAAGUCGUAAAGAAAAGAAGAGGAGCCUUGGAACAAAAAACAGCUUCACCUUCACAAGACAUUUUGUCUCAUUUGUUGUCAUUUCCUGAUGAAAAUGGAAAGUAUAUGUCUGAACUACUUAUUGCUAAUAACAUAUUGUUGCUGCUCUUUACUGGCCAUGACACUUCAUCUGUCACUCUAACUUUACUCAUCAAGACUCUUGCAGAGCACCCUCAAGUUUAUCAAAACAUUCUGCAAGAGCAUAUUGAGAUAGUAUCAUCAAAGAAAGAAGGGGAAUUUUAAAAUUGGGAUGAUAUACAGAAGAUGAAGUAUUCUUGGAAUGUCAUAUCUGAAGUUAUGAGAAUUACACCGCCUAUAUUGGGGGCUUAUCGAGAAGCAAUUGUGGAUAUAAAUUAUGAAGGUUAUGAUAUCCCUAAAGGGUGGAAGCUUUACUGGAAUACUGGUUUAACAAGUUUGGAUCCAGAGAUUUUCCCGAAUUCACGGAGGUUGGAACCAUCAAGACUUGAAGAAGAUGGACCUGCACCAUAUACAUACAUUACAUUUGGGGGUGGACCUCGAAUUUGUCUAGGAAAAGAGUUUGCUCGCCUUGAGAUGCUCGUCUUUCUGCACAUCUUAAUCAGGAAAUUUACUUGGAAAUUACUUGUUCCAAAUGAAAAAUUUAUAUAUGAUCCAAUGCCUACCCCCCUUCAAGGACUUCCCAUUAGCCUUCAACCUCACAAUUACUGACAUUCUUAUUGUUUUUUUUCUUUAUCUAGAGACAUUAAAAAAAAAAAACUUUGGCAUUUGAUUUUGAUGCUGUGUAGAAAUUAUUAUGAACUGGAAAUAUGAGCAAUGUUGUUGGUUGAGAUGUUAAAAA